AAAAAUACUCUGCCGGCCGCCUCGCCGCUAGUUCCAUCCAGCGGUGAAUGCAGAGCAGACGAUGAAGCUGCAAUGGCUGGUGGUUAGGGCACUAAGUCGAACCUUAACCAAACCCUCUACCGUUUCAACCUCCCGUUUCUUCUCCUCUUCUCCGGCACCAUCGCCGGAUUUCGCCAUAAAAAAUGUCACCAGACAGAACCUCGACCCAGUACUCGCCGACCUACGUUUCCUCAUCAAAGACGCCGAUUUCGUUUCCAUCGAUCUUGAGAUGACCGGAAUCACCACUGCUCCAUGGAGAGACUCAUUUGAGUUCGACCGUUCCGACAUCCGUUACUUAAAAAUCAAGGACUCCGCCGAAAAGUUCGCCGUCCUACAGUUCGGUGUCUGCCCCUUUCGUUGGGACUCUUCCAAUGGCUCCUUCAUCGCUCACCCGCACAAUUUUUAUAUAUUUCCUCGCCAAGAAUUCCCUGCUGAUUCCCACUUCCAUGAUGAGUUCUUAUGUCAGGCGACCUCGAUUGAUUUCUUGGCGAAACACCACUUUGAUUUCAAUCUCUGUAUCCGGGAAGGAAUAUCUUAUUUAUCUAGAGCUCAAGAGGAAGAAGCUUUGAGGCGUUUACAUGAAGAACUUGCUGACCCGAGAAGUGGCUGCAGUGAAUUUGGUGAGAAACCGGUAACUAGAGUUGUUGAUAUACUCUUCAGCGAGAAAAUGAAGUGCAGAAUUCAAGAGUGGCAGAAAGGAUUCAGUUUUGAAGAGAGAUCAAAUGAUUUGGAUAAACGAUUUCAAACAGUUUUCUUCAAGACGCGACCUGCACUUCAGUUGAAUGGGUUCACUAGGAAUCAGCUAAGAUUGAUUCAGUUGGUAAUAGAGAAACACUUCAAGGAGCUUGUGUACAUUCAUACUAAGGGUGAAAGUGCCUCCGCAAAUCAUUAUAUCGUUUAUGCAGACACAGACAUUGAUAAGAAUCUGCUGAUGAAAGAAGUCAAGGAGGAUGUUCACAAGGAGGCAAUACUGAAGAUCAAAAGUGCAGUUGGAUUUCGACGAGUUAUCGACAUUCUCUGCUCUGAGCAGAAGUUGAUUGUUGGACACAACUGCUUUCUUGAUAUUGCGCAUAUCCACAGCAAAUUUUUUGGUCCUCUUCCUUCAACAGCUCUAGAAUAUGUUUCCUCCAUACACAAUUAUUUUCCUUACAUCAUUGACACAAAAAUACUCUUGAAUGCAAAUUACGCACUUCAAAUGAAAAUGAAGAAGGGCAGUACUUCUCUGUCGAAAGCAUUUGCUUUGUUGUGCACACAGAUUUCUCCGAAGAUUGAAGAAUUAGGUUUGGUUUUCAAUCCACAUGUAAAAGUGGAUGUCCAAGUGGAUGACAUGAGGUCGUCAAGUUGGAAUUCUGGUGCCAAGCAUGAAGCUGGCUAUGAUGCUUUUAUGACGGGUUGUGUCUUUGCUCAAGCAUGCAAUUAUCUAGGCUUCGAUUUCAAUCUUCAUCCUCCAUCUGGGAACUUGGCUUUGGAUGAGAAAUUGCAGAAGCACGUCAAUCUUCUUUAUCUGAGCUGGAUAAACUGCGAUAUCAUCAAUCUGACAACCGGUCAGCAAAUGGCCGAGUCUUCACUUUCUCCAAGCCGCAAAUUCCCUAGUUCCAAGAUAGUAUUUCAAAAUAUUAUUAUAAUUUGGGGAUUGUCAUCAACCAAGUUGAAAGCAAGAGAUAUACGAGAAUGCAUAGCGAAAACAUUUGGUUCAACAUCCAUCACAUCUGUCUAUCACUUGGAUGAAACUGCAGUGUUUGUUCAAUUCAGUAAGACCGAAUUCGUCUCUAAAUUUCUAGAACUUAAGGAGAGGUUGACUAGGAGUAACAGCCCAAUCUCAGUUUUGCAUCAUAUGACGAAACUCUUUGAAAGUGGGAAAGUUCAUGCUGCUAACUAUGAGAUCUACAAAGAGAUAUGUGAUUCGCCAUUAUCAAAAGUUAUGUUUGCAGAUCAAGCUAAUGCGGUUUGCACAACACCAUCUUCAACCCCAAACACGAGCAUUAUUAUGGAUUUCAUGGCCGAAGAUGUUGUAGACUCACCUUACGCCGUUGAAGCUCGUUGCAGCAAGUAGAUCGGCUCUAAAUUAAGUUAUGAUUCUUAAAAGAUGUAAUUCUGAGAGGUGGUGGUGUUAGAAACUGUAAACUAGUAAUUUUGAAACCGCAUUUGAUAUGAAAUCAUAAUAUAAGAUUAAUUAGUUA
Molecule: messenger RNA, 2219 nt
Organism: Impatiens glandulifera
Lineage: Eukaryota; Viridiplantae; Streptophyta; Magnoliopsida; Ericales; Balsaminaceae
Product: poly(A)-specific ribonuclease PARN-like
Exons: 7
Coding region: 62-2092 (676 amino acids)
Cellular component (GO): cytoplasm
Molecular function (GO): RNA binding; 3'-5'-RNA exonuclease activity
Source: RefSeq, a predicted model, not a curated record